Raphanus sativus (radish) is the source of this 1825-nucleotide messenger RNA. RefSeq names its product protein IQ-DOMAIN 31. NCBI's taxonomy places the organism in Eukaryota, Viridiplantae, Streptophyta, Magnoliopsida, Brassicales, Brassicaceae. The record is from RefSeq and is a predicted model, not a curated record. Gene Ontology annotation, molecular function: protein binding.
AUGGGCAAGCCUGCAAAGUGGUUUAAAAAUGUACUACUUGGAAAGAAACCCUCUAAAUCCAGUAACGGUUCCAAAGUAUAUGAGAGAGUUGUGAGCGGAAAAGAGGUUCUGGUUACUACAAAGGUAGAAGAAUCCCAUGUGGUAUCAGAGAUACAACAAGAUAUCUCAGAUGAUGAAAUACAGCUUGUUGAAAGCAAACCAACAGAUAUUCAGAAAGAUGCACCUGCGCUAGACAGGUGGUCAGUACUAUCUGAUGCAGAGAGAAUCCAACAAGAGGUUGCAGCAGCAACGUCGGUCCAGGCUGCGUUUAGAGGCUACUUGGCUCGGCGUGCCUUUUGGACACUCAAAGGCAUAAUAAGGCUACAAGCACUUAUCCGUGGUCACCUGGUUAGGAGGCAAGCUGUUGCAACUCUCUGCUGUGUCAUGGGAAUCGUGAAGUUGCAAGCGCUUGCUCGAGGAAGAGAUAUCAGAAACUCUGACAUUGGAGUUCAAAUUCAUAGGAAAUGCAAAUUGCAAAUGCUUCAGGAGAAAAAUGUUGCAAACUCUACAGAUGCUUACCUUGAAAUCAAGAAACGAACAGCUAACGCUUUUGCUCUGAAGCUUCUUGCUUCAUCGCCAAAAGUGAUACCUGUACACACACCCUACGAUUCAUCCCAUCCAAACUCAAGCUCCAUCUGGUUAGAGAACUGGUCAGCUUCAUGCUUCUGGAGACCAAUUCCUCAACCUAAGGAAACAAUGGGGAGAAGAUUCAUAGAAGCUGAAACUGCAAAACCCAAGAAGAGUGUUGAUAGACCCAAACGCAGCUUCAGGAAAGUUUCAAGCCAGUCUAUAGAACCGCCUGCUGUUGAAGAUCCUCAGGUUGAACUUGAAAAGGUCAAACGUAGCUUGAGGAAGGUGCACAAUCCUGUCGUUGGGAGCUCUGUCCAACCUCAACCAGUCAUGAAACUAGAAGAACCUGUGGAAGUCUUUGAAGUAGACAAGAAGCAAGAAGUGCCUGAACAGACUGAUGAGGUGGAAGCAUAUACUCCUGGACCAUUGGAAGCCAAUGAAGCACUAGAUUACUCACUGGUCAACCAAAUUGACAGCAAGGAAACACCUUCAAUGGAAGAGAAAACUCCCAAACCGAAUAGUAAAGAGAGUACAGCUGGAAAGGAGAACCAGAAGUCAAGGAGAAAGAGUUCAGUUACUAACAAGACCGAGCGUGAAGAGAGUAAUAGGCAUCAUCAUCGUCAGACUAGUCCAUCAAUCCCAAGCUAUAUGCAAGCAACUAAAUCAGCGAAAGCAAAGCUGAGGCUGCAAGGCUCACCAGUGUCUGCUGAGCAAGAUGGGACUGAGAAAGCCAAUGUUCCUAGGCGUCACUCUCUACCGUCUUCAGGUAAUGGAAGGAUCACCUCUAGUUCUCCAAGAACAACGAGACUAGCAAGCUCUGUUGACAAAACCGGGAAUAAGAAGGAGAAACCUCUUCUGUCAUCUGCAAAGACAACUCCGGUAGAGCGGAAGAGGUGACUUGAUUACAUCAUAAAAGUUGUCGUUCUUGAUUCUACAGUAGCAACAUUGUCAACAUGAGUAAUGCAACCAUCUAUCUAUUAUAAAAGCUAGAUUUCGAGUUCAUGAUUGUGUUAGUGUGUUUAUGUUGGCCAAGUGUUACCGUUGGCUGCUGAGUAUCUGCAACUGUGAGGGUGUCAUAAGCCGAUAAUGUUACAUCGCAAGGGUGUUUGAAACUUGUUCUUUCUUCCUUCUCUGGUUUUAUCAUUACAUAAUUUUGAUUAAUUUUUCAGAUUUAAAACUGUUGUGUCUAUAUGAAUCUGUGAUUAUUUAAGAAUGU